AUGCCUUUAUUCUUUCAGCUACAGUACUGUUUCACCUCAGUCUUGAUUAGAACGACCACGGUCAAAUUCUUCUUAUUGGUUAUCUUCAUCAGUUUCCUUAUUUCCAUAUUGUUUAUACAAUUCACAAGCAAAGAAAAUUACUUCCCAGUGGAUGACAAUAUUAUACAAGAGGCACUGGAAAAUUUUGCAAGAGAUUCUCGAUAUGUGGAGGUUUAUAGAAAAAAGGAAUGGCUGUCGAAGGACAUUAAGUAUAUUUUGCUGUGGACAAGGAAAGAUUAUGAACCGUUCCGUCAACUGGGAGAAGGACAACGCGCAUUUAUUAAAAACAACUGUUCUAUGAUAAACUGUUACGUUACAGAUAACAGGUACUUCUUCGAUGGUGAUAUGACUAAUUUCGACGCCAUAGCAUUCAAUGGACGCAAUAUUAAACACAUAACAAAAUAUGAGCUUCCAAUGUAUAGAUCGCCGCACCAGAAAUAUAUAUACUUCAAUAUGGAGUCUUCAGAUAAUUAUCCCGUAUGCAAUGCCAUGUUCGAUGAUUUUUUUAAUUGGACGGCGACAUAUAAAUUGAACUCUGACAUUCCAUUUACUUAUAUAAAAAUAAAAAAUCUGAACGGUGAAGUUGUAGGGCCGAAGGAGGAUAUGAAAUGGAAAGAAAAUCUAUCAGUUGAAGAAGAUGUAAUGUUCAAGGGGAAUAAGAGCAAGGCAGCGGCAUGGUUCGUGUCAAAUUGUUCUAGUAGGAGUGGAAGAAAAGCGUUAGUAAGAAAUUUACAAAAAUAUUUGCAACGACAUGGAUUAGCUGUAGACGUGUAUGGCGAUUGCGGCCCAUUGAAAUGCCCUAGAUAUGCUAAAAACAGUUGUGACGAUAUGUUAGAACGGGAUUAUUUCUUUUACAUGUCUUUAGAGAAUUCAUUCGCGGAAGAUUAUGUUACAGAGAAACUUCUGACAGCUCUGAAACAUGAUGCAGUGCCUAUUGUAUAUGGUGGCGCAAAUUAUACAAGGUUCUUACCUCCGGAUACGUAUCUAGAUGCCCUGAAGAUGUCUCCCAGAGACUUGGCUGACACCAUAUCUGGUUUGAUGCAGUCUCCUAUUUUAUACAAUAGCUACUUCAGAUGGAAGAAACAUUACACCUAUCACGACCCAUCCUCGUCUGAAAAUGUGUGCGCGUUGUGCGCUGCACUUAACAAUGACACUUUCCUUAUUUCCAUAUUGUUUAUACAAUUCACAAGCAAAGAAAAUAACUUCCCAGUGGACGACAACAUUAUACAAGAGGCACUGGAAAAUAUCGCAAGAGAUUCUCGAUAUGUGGAGGUUUACAAAAAAAAGAAAUGGCUGUCGAAAGACCUUAAGUAUAUUUUGCUGUGGACACAGAAAGAUUAUGAACCGUUCCGUCAACUGGGAGAAGGACAACGCGCAUUCCUUAAGAACAACUGUUCUAUGAUAAACUGUUACGUUACAGAUAACAGGUUCUUCUUCGAUGACGAUAUAACCAAUUUUGACGCCAUAGCAUUCAACGGAUGCAAUAUUAAACGCAUGACAAAAUAUGAGCUACCAAAACAUAGAUCGCCGCACCAGAAAUAUAUAUACUUCAAUAUGGAGUCUUCAGAUAAUUAUCCCGUGUGCAAUGCCAUGUUCGAUGAUUUUUUUAAUUGGACGGCGACAUAUAAAUUGAACUCUGACAUUCAAUUUACUUAUAUAAAAAUAAAAAAUCUUAACGGUGAAGUUGUAGGGCCGAAGGAGGAUAUGAAAUGGAAAGAAAAUCUAUCAGUUGAAGAAGAUGUAAUGUACAAGGGGAAUAAGAGUAAGGCAGCGGCGUGGUUUGUGUCAAAUUGUUCUAGCAGAAGUCGAAGAAAAGAAUUAGUAAGAAAUUUACAAAAAUAUUUGCAACGACAUGGAUUAGCUGUAGACGUGUAUGGCGAUUGUGGUCCAUUGAAAUGCCCUAGAUAUGCUAAAAACAUCUGUGACGAUAUGUUAGAACGGGAUUAUUUCUUUUACAUGUCUUUAGAGAAUUCAUUCGCGGAAGAUUAUGUUACAGAGAAACUUCUGACAGCUCUGAAACAUAGUACAGUGCCUAUUGUAUAUGGUGGCGCAAAUUAUACAAGAUUCUUACCUCCGGAUACGUACCUGGAUGCCCUGAAGAUGUCUCCCAGAGACUUGGCUGACACCAUGGCUCGUUUGAUGCAGUCUCCUAAUUUAUAUAGUAGCUACUUCAGAUGGAAGAAACAUUACACCUAUCACGACCCAUCCCCGUCGGACAAUGUGUGCGCGUUGUGCGCUGCACUUAACAAUGACACUUUCCUUAUUUCCAUAUUGUUUAUACAAUUCACAAGCAAAGAAAAUAACUUUCCAGUGGACGACAAUAUUAUACAAGAGGCACUGGAAAAUGUCGCAAGAGAUUCUCGAUAUGUUGAGGUUUACAGAAAAAAGAAAUGGCUGUCGAAGGACCUUAAGUAUAUUUUGCUGUGGACACGGAAAGAUUAUGAACCGUUCCUUCAACUGGAAGAAGGGCAACGUGCAUUCCUUAAGAACAACUGUUCUAUGAUAAACUGUUACGUUACAGAUGACAGGUUCUUCUUCGAUGGCGAUACGACCCAUUUCGACGCCAUAGCAUUCAAUGGACGCAAUAUUAAACGCAUGACAAAAUAUGAGCUACCAAAAUAUAGAUCGCUGCACCAGAAAUAUAUAUACUUCAAUAUGGAGUCUUCAGAUAAUUAUCCCGUGUGCAAUGCCAUGUUCGAUGAUUUUUUUAAUUGGACGGCGACAUAUAAAUUGAACUCUGACAUUCCAUUUACUUAUAUAAAAAUAAAAAAUCGUAACGGUGAAGUUGUAGGGCCGAAGGAGGAUAUGGAAUGGAAAGAAAAUCUAUCAUUUGAAGAAGAUGUAAUGUUCAAGGGGAAUAAGAGCAAGGCAGCGGCAUGGUUCGUGUCAAAUUGUUCUAGCAGGAGUGGAAGAAAAGAAUUAGUAAGAAAUUUACAAAAAUAUUUGCAACGACGUGGAUUAGCUGUAGACGUGUAUGGCGAUUGUGGUCCAUUGAAAUGCCCUAGAUAUGCUAAA
Parnassius apollo (apollo) is the source of this 3054-nucleotide messenger RNA. Lineage: Eukaryota; Metazoa; Arthropoda; Insecta; Lepidoptera; Papilionidae. The record is from the annotation of a GenBank genome assembly.